Eurytemora carolleeae is the source of this 8464-nucleotide messenger RNA. RefSeq lists its product as uncharacterized. Bases 471 to 7202 code for a protein of 2243 amino acids. Lineage: Eukaryota; Metazoa; Arthropoda; Copepoda; Calanoida; Temoridae. The record is from RefSeq and is a predicted model, not a curated record. The transcript has 27 exons.
AAUCGGGCAUUGCCAUCUUUGCAUUGAGGGUCACUUGAAAUUACGCUUACAGUCCCUUUAAUUUAGUUUUUUUCAAUCAUGGUUCAUUGCAACUUUAUACUUCAUUUCUUUCCUUGAUAUAAAAUCUAAUACAUCAUCAAAAUCAAAAUUUAAUUGAUUUAUGUCGACAUGCAAGUCUCAUUCUUAGUGGGUAUCCCUGUAUCACUAGUUUUUACAAUAUUUAUAACUCUACCAACCAGAAGAGAUCUACUCAGUCAAAAAAAAUAUGAUUUAAAUUAAAAUUUCUUUUAUCUUAUUUUUUUAAAGAUUAAAACUCCAAAAUAAUAUUUAUGUUAUUGUAUUAAAUUUAUAUUUUCAAUAUAAAGUUGUUUUUAAUGUUGUUAAAUUUGUAUAUGUAUCUUUAGUAUCAAACGAAUGAAAAAUGUAUAUUUUAAGAAAAAUGUGAAUCGGCUGAAAAAUGCCCCAGUAUUAUGGAGGAGGAUAGCUGUUUGGAUCGAUCAGUUAGUGAGAUAGAGAGUAGUUUCUCAGAACAUUUUCUGCCAGGGGACCCUUUACUAAAUUUCAUACAAGGUGGUCCAAAGUUGCCAGAAGAUGUUCUCUCGGACCAUGAAAUUUGGUCCAAGGACGGACAUCAAAAAGUGGAAAUGUGUGGGGACGUUUUUACCGUGACAACCUCGGCAGAAUCAACACCAAAAAAUGUAUUUUAUACCAAAAAUCCUCCAACGCUGAUGAAAAGAGUAGAAAGUCCGGGAAUAAUUAAUCCUGUAAAGUCUUACCCAGCCUCAUCAAUACUAAAUGAACCGAGGUCACGAUCCUCUAAUACAUCUUUAACCUCUAGUCUCCGACAAACCACGCGAGCCCAGUCUCAGUUCUCACGCGGAUCAGCUGAUGCUGGAAAAUCCGGGAAAACGCUCCGGCGUACUCCCAGAGAAAAUGUGGGAAUAGGGUUAUCAGCUGAUCUUGAUAAACCUGCUGCUCUAUCUAGUUCUACAGCCUUGUCUCAGAAACAAGAUGUAUCUCCAUCUUCAAAGAGCUGUCAGUCUAGUUCAAUAAAUACUGAUGCUGGUGAUAAAAGUGCCAUAAGUGAACUAAACGAUCUGUUUGUAUCCGGCCUAGUUGAAAAAGCUUUAACUAUAUCUAGUCAAAAAUUACAAAACUCCGCGCAUUCCUUAGUUUCCAAAUCAAAAAAUCCGCGAGAAUCACUGUGUACAGUGUACAGAUCUCCAGUAAUCUCACCGACUGAAUCAUUGAAAUCUCCGAACAAAUCUCUUUCCAGUUCAAUCAAAUCUCCUCUUAUAUCCUGCAGCUUGACGAGAUCUGUAGACAAGUCUCCAGUUAAAUCGUCUGCUGCGUGUUCACCGUUGAAAUCUCUAAGUUGUACUGAGUACAAGGAGAAUCUUGAACUAGACCAGCGAGUAGGUCAACCUCAGCUGGUUCAUCAGCCCAGCUAUAGUUUGAACAGCAUAGAAAGUAUUAAGAGUGAUGAAACUUUUGCUGGCUCGACAGGAUUAUAUGACAGCAGUAUAGAACGGCAGGCAGCUGAUUGUGUGCAGAAAAUAUUAGAAGAAAGAAACAACUUGUCAGAAAGUGACAACGUACUUAGCGACCUUCCCUCUGUCGGCUGCACAAGCGACAUUCUUAUUGCCAGAAGUGACGUCGAUUACAUAAGCGACAGUGAUAAUGUAGCCGCCUGGAAAUGUGAGGCUGUCAGUGAUGUGUUUAUCGACUGUAGUUCUGAAAAUGUUGUUGAAAUUCAGGAUUUUGCUUUUAAUACAGAGAACUUCUUUUCAAGUGAGAAUACUUUUCAACCAAUAAUUCCUGGUUCAGCUUCAGCUCCAGAUACACUGGAGAGAGAAGAUCAGGAGAUCAGGAACUAUUUAUCUGUGAUAGAGGAGGCUACAGAGCAAUCCAGUUUAUCUUCACAAUCCAUAGACCCCCGUCCUAUUCCUUCACAAUCCAUAGACCCCUGUCCCAUUCCUUCACAAUCCAUAAAGUUACAAAAACUGGGAUCACAAUCCAUAAAACAGACUGAACACCAUCUGUCUCCACCAGGUUCCAAAUCCAAUCUAGUAACCGGAUCCCUUAAGUCCGGAUCCAUAAAGUCCGGAUCACAAAAGUCCCAACUGUUACCAAGUGAAUCAAGAACUAAGUCCAAGAAUCCAGUUCGUCAGUUUUCCACAACUUUAUCUCAAGAUUUCGACCUCGACUGUGCAGUUCCGAUAAUGAGACAAGAAAACUUUGACGAACAAACUGAACAAGAUGUUAAAGUGUUGCGUCCUGUUCAUGAACCUGAACCUGAUGUUCAUGCACGAGCUGAGAGAUCUGUUCAUGAAACUGAACCUGAUGUUCAUGAACGAGCUGAGAGAUCUGUUCAUAAACCUGAACCUUAUGUUCAUGAACGAGGUGGGAGAUCUGUUCAUAAACCAAGGAUCCUGAACUCUCCAAGGGAUGUAAACAAUCCCUCUAGACGGCAGAUGCAAAAGUUUGGAUCUUUGAUUGAAUCUCUUCCUUCUAGAUCAAACCCUUCAACUCCUAGGGAUUCAGACUCUGAGCGCUCUGAAAUAAAGCCCCGGUUUAUUCAGAACAAAUCUCGAGUUCAGUCCAACAAACGAUAUAUUCGAUCCUCUCCGCCCAGGGAGACAACUCAGAAACCGGUUCCGGGCAAAACCGGUUCUCCCGUGGAGAAAACUGGUUUGCACGAUGAUUCUUUCCUGUACAACACACCGAUACAGACUAGAACCGGUCUUACGCUUACACAGACCAACAAGGACAAGGGACGUAUGUACCGUAGUGCAAGUUCAGCCGAGAUUGAGAAAUCCGGGAAAGUUGGGACUUUAAACCGAAAAUCCGCCAAAUUGGACCGUUCUAAAUCAGUCAGCAGUUCAUCUAUUCAUCAAUCAAAAUCCUCUAGUAGUAAUUCCAUUCUCCAAACCAAAUCCGCCAGCAAUUCAUCCAUAUUUAAAUCAAGAAAACCGGAUUUCAGUCACGUGGAGUCGAAGGUCAAACAGUACAUCCAGACAGUAAGCCAGCAGGACGGGGGUAACCUUCAGACAAGGUUGGAGGAGAAGUUUCGUCCAAACUUUACAUUAUCUAACAAGUCUAAAAGUUGUGGAAACCUUUCUCCUUCAAAAUCAGUUGUAUGCCUGGUUGGAUCUAACCCCAAGAACUCCCUGACAUCCCUUACCUUGAAGUCCUACCCUAGCUGCUGUAACCUGGAGGACCGAGGUCAGAGGUCAAGGUCAGAACCCCCGGAGGACAACAAGCUAGGAUCCCAGUCCAAAUCCAACCCCAACCUCUCCCAGCAGCUGUGUGUGAGAACCAACCUCUCAAAGUCCGCCAUCUCCCUCGGGGUGCGGGACUUCGACACCAUCUUCGACCCUGAAGAUUCAGAUUACGAGACGAAGGCGAGGUAUUUCUCCAGGGAUGGGUUGGACGAAAUUGUUAUCGAACCUGAAGAUCUUCUUCAUAUGGUGUUCCAGGAGAGAAAGGGAAAACAGGAGGCAAAGAAGGUUCUGGACGAGUUAAAAUCAAAUUACGAAAAUCUUCUACAAAAGUUCGCCGCCGCCGAAAACGCUUUAGACGUGGUGCGCUUCGGCGGUCAACCACCGCCUGUCGAUGAAAGCCGAGAGCAGACAUUUCGGCUGGCCGACGAUUUUGCCGAUAGAAUCGGUCAGUUUAAGGUUGAAGAGUCGGAUUUAUCCUUGAUAGAGUCCAGAAAUAUGAAGAUUAGAACCUCCACAUCUCAAUCAGGUGAAGGCGGAGGAGAUAACACGCAGGUCAGCUUGAAUAUGACAGAGGUUCAAAGAACAGCGCUAGAAAUAUUAAACAAGGGUAUACAACUAGAGAUGGGAGUACGAAGUGGAGUACUAGUAGUACAUGAAGGACUACAAGGAGUACAAGAUCUUAGUUCUUCUUUAGACUUCAUUCUUCACAAUAAGUUGGAGGAUCUAGAAACUAGAGAUCUACUGCUGGAAGCUGCCAGAAAACUGGAUGAAAUUAAACUCUACCUCACACAUCAAUCCUUAAUCUUAAACCAAUCAAUCAAUCCAUCCUCCACUUCAAAUCAAUCAAAACAAGAAACUGAUCGAAACAGAAACUCUCAAUUCAGCGAUGAACAACAUAAAGAUGAUUCCACCAGAAUUAUUCAUACUGAGGAUGAACCAAAGACCUGUAAAGAGGAGAUCAUUGGCCCGUAUGGAGAUACAGAUCAAAGAGUUGAAGGCCUAAACCAGGCUCAUCAGGAUUACAGAAUUGAAGAAGAAACGAUUAAAAAUGGAUUCUCUAAAAAUAUAACAAAAGCUGACAAGAGUAGAUGUCCAGCUCCUUUGAUGGAAGUUAUAGAGAAGGUUGAGAGAUGGAGGAAGAAUAUUCCUGGUCCUAGUUACUAUAGUAGUCUUCCAUCUAGUCCUACUCCAUCCCAGGAUAUCCCUGGUGUAUCCAGUAGAGUGUGUCCCCCUGUAUCCAGUUCUCCCCUGGACCAUAUACAAUCUAGUCCUCUGGACCUGGACUCAGGAUGUCCGGGUAGUGAUAGGUCCACUCUGUGGACCUCUACCCUUCAACAUCGAGGACUCAGUCCCAAAUCUAAGGUUGGGUCUAGGGAGAAUGUAGGAACCCCCCUGUACAAUGUUGUCGAGGAGGAAGGAAUUUCAAAGCUCUCUGGGUCAGCUCAAACCACACACAGGUCUGCUGUAUGUUCGUUGUCUGAUGUAUCCCAUCAAAGUCCAACCUGGGACCAACUUAAUUCUCAAGGUCGUAAAAUCCCAUCAGAGCUCAGGACUGAAGUCAUCUUCCAACCCCAGCAACCAGCCAACCAGUCUGCAGAGAAACUUGGUUCUAAAAACCAAUCUGAACUAAUCUCUCCAAAUCGAAUUCUCAGUCUGGAUAACCGGUUUAUCUCCUCGGUUAUAAUUGAACGGGGCAUUAAACUGUCUCCACGUGCAGCUGAACAGGCGAAACAAUUAAAAUAUUCCGGUCUUUCUUCUAACUCCGAGCAAGGAUGGAAGCAGGGAGGGUUGAGUAAGGAAACCUAUUCAGGUUUUGAGAAAUCAUUGACUGUUAAGCAGACAAGUACCCCCAACCGGAAGUUGUGCAUGAAAAGAUCAACCGCCAUGUUUGAUUUGAAAUCCGCCAACAAUCCUGAUCUGAAUUCUCCCGAACCCGAGCUCUAUCUCACAGAUCUAACCACGGACGAGGCUGAUAAGGUUCUCGGACUCUCAGAGGACGAUCAAAGCGGAUUCGGGCUCUCGGAGGCUGAUCUGAACAUAGUUCCUCCAAACCAUCUCUCAGUACAGGAACAGUUUAGUCUUCUGCUCUCUACUCCGAAGAAGAAAACACCUAGUCAUAAGGCCAGGAUGGAUCCUGAGUAUCCGGAGAGGGGUGGAUACAAGAUUAGGACGGAUCCUGAGUAUCCAGAAGGGAGUGGAUAUAAGAACGUCCUGGCUGAGCAGAUUGAUAACGAGAUCUUAGAGUUGCGGAGUUUCUUCGACGAUCACAGAGAAGAGAUGAUGAGUAUGCUCCAAGGUCCACAGGAGCAGUACAGUAGAACCCAGAGGAGGGGCGGAGACAGGGAAGAGAGGAUUUCAAGCUCUGGGUCAAAUAUAAACACUAAAGAUCUAUACAGAAGUCUUCCCUACUCAACACGAUUCUCCGGUUUGGAGUCUAGAUCUAGUCCUGGAGCUAGACCUGGAGCUGGAGCUAGACAAUAUGAAUCCGACUCCGCUGCAGAAUUUCCUCAGGGUCUGGAUCGUACCUUGAUGCUACGACGGAUAGAGUUUGAGCGACGACGGAUGCGGAAAGAAUUAAAGAAACGAAAGCGUAACCAACAGAUGGAAGACCGUGGUGUGAAAACCGGUUAUCAGGAUACCCGGAUGGGAGCCGGAUAUCAAAACCCCCGGAUGGGAGUUGGAUAUCAACAACCCCAGAUGAGAGCCGGAUACCAGAAUGCGGGAAAACGAAGAAACAAUCAUGAAGUUGACAAUAGGAACACACUGUGGCCGUUUCAUGACUCCGAUCCUACCCAGUUCCAAGGCGAUAAUGAGUUCCAUGAUGAUUAUGUGUUCCAAGACGGGCAUGUGUUCCAAGAAAGUAUAACAAACUCGGAAAUGACUCAAAAAAGUAUAUCAGCGUUCUUUCCGCUUCAGAGACAUUCACAUAGGGUGGAUGGUUCUGGAGACGAUUCUUUUCCUUCUCUUCCUGAUCCUAACCUGGUUUAUCCGGGGGAUAUACAGGAGGACAAUCAGAGAAGGGAGGAGGAGAGGCUGGAGGUUGAUGAUGAGAGGCUGGAAGAUGAGGAGAAGAGGCUUGAGGAUGAAAAGAGGCUGGUGGACGAGGAGAAGAUGCUAGAGGAUGCUGGAGAGAGCUGGAAGCAUGAUGUUCCUGAGUUAGAUCUUGAGGAUAUCUGGAGUGAUGUAACAGGACCCAGGGAUAGUUUUGAUCUCUCCUCUCACUCCCUCUCAUACGCUGUCCGUCCUAACCAACCCUCCUGUCCUAGUCCUAUACCGGAGACAGGAGAACCUGAUUAUCACACAAGCUUCAACAUAGAUAUGAGGAACUCCACCCUGUCGGUGGAGUGUCGUAGCUCCAGGUCUGUGGGUUGUGACACCCUAGAUCUAGGCCCAGGGUCUAAUAUUCAAUACAGGACGGAAAUAGUUCAUCCUCCAGGUCGUUCCUUUCAGCAGUCAUCUUCUCAACCUAGUUUUAAUUCUCAUCAGAAUCCUCUAGAUCCUAUCCUGAGCUCUGUGGUAGGUCUGGACCCUACCCUGAGCUCCAACCCUGUUCCAGGUUUGCUUAGCUCCAGGUCCCAUGUAGUAGUGUUAAGUCCCCGGGAUCCUGGAGACCUAAGACGUACAGUAUCUGUUGCAGAUCUAGAGAAUACUAAAGAUUCGGCAUUGAAUUUAUCAAGGUUGAUGGGUUCCCAUAGUCCUGUCAUCAUAAUAAACCAAACCUGUGCACACAGAAAUCUAAGGGAAGAAGCACCAAAGAUGCGCGCCGAGGGGAGGAAAUCAAGUGAAGCACAACAAGCUGAAUCCAGUAGGAGAAGGAAACAGAAGAAGAAGGAUAUCAAUAAACAGAAUCUGAGUUCAGUGUUGAAAUCUCUUGAUGCUGCAGAUCAGCUUGCCCAGAGACUUAAGCUUAGAUCUGAACAUAUGCUUGAGAUCCUAGCUACUGAGAUAUCAAGCAUACAUGGAGAUAUAGAGAUCUGAACAUAUGCUUGAGAUACUAGCUACUGAGAUAUCAGACAAACAUAGAGAUAGAGAGAUCUGAACAUAUGCUUGAGAUCCUAGCUACUGAGAUAUCAGACAUACAUGGAGAUAGAGAGAUCUGAGCAUAUGCUUGAGAUACUAGCUACUGUGAUUCAAGCAUACAUGGAGAUAUAGAGAUCUGAGCAUAUGCUUGAGAUACUAGCUACUGUGAUUCAAGCAUACAUGGAGAUAGAGAGAUCUGAACAUAUGCUUGAGAUACUAGCUACUGAGAUAUCGGACAUACAUGGAGAUAGAGAAAUCUGAGCAUAUGCUUGAGAUCCUAGCUACUGAGAUAUCAGACAUACAUGGAGAUAGAGAGAUCUGAACAUAUGCUUGAGAUACUAGCCACUGAGAUAUCAAGCAUACAUGGAGAUAUAGAGAUCUGAACAUAUGCUUGAGAUACUAGUUACUGAGAUAUCAGACACAUGGAGAUAGAGAGAUCUGAGCAUAUGCUUGAGAUACUAGCUUCUGAGAUAUCAAGCAUACAUGGAGAUAGAGAGAUCUGAGCAUAUGCUUGAGAUACUAGCUACUGUGAUUCAAGCAUACAUGGAGAUAUAGAGAUCUGAGCAUAUGCUUGAGAUACUAGCUACUGUGAUUCAAGCAUACAUGGAGAUAGAGAGAUCUGAACAUAUGCUUGAGAUACUAGCUACUGAGAUAUCGGACAUACAUGGAGAUAGAGAAAUCUGAGCAUAUGCUUGAGAUCCUAGCUACUGAGAUAUCAGACAUACAUGGAGAUAGAGAGAUCUGAGCAUAUGCUUGAGAUACUAGCUACUGAGAUAUCAAGCCUACAUGGAGAUAUAGAGAUCUGAACAUAUGCUUGAGAUACUAGCUACUGAGAUAUCAGACAUACAUGGAGAUAGAGAGAUCUGAGCAUAUGCUUGAGAUACUAGCUACUGUGAUUCAAGCAUACAUGGAGAUAGCGAGAUCUGUGCAUAUGCUUGAGAUACUAGCCACUGAGAUAUCAGACAUACAUGGAGAUAUAGAGAUCUGAACAUAUGCUUGAGAUACUAGUUACUGAGAUAUCAGACACAUGGAGAUAGAGAGAUCUGAGCAUAUGCUUGAGAUACUAGCUUCUGAGAUAUCAAGCAUACAUGGAGAUAGAGAGAUCUGAGCAUAUGCUUGAGAUCCUAGCUACUGAGAUAUCAGACAUACAUGGAGAUAGAGAGAUCUGAGCAUAUGCUUGAGAUACUAGCCACUGAGAUAUCAGGCAUACAUGGAGAUAU